GGGGGGCUAGCUUCCUCAGCAUAUUCCGGGUUUCGCUGGAUGAGAAGUUUCCUGUGUUGGUCGCUAGUGAGACUCGCUGCAGAAGCAGAUAAACAAUAUGAACUGACACGGUGAAACCGUUAACUUUAGGAAAAUCAAGUACAUGUCCUCUUUCUAGUUGCAGUAGUCCGACAACGCCAUAGCUAUGGCGCGAGACUGCACUACACGAAGUUUGGACAAUAUUGACCUCUCUGCUUUGAGGGAUCCUGCUGGGAUAUUUGAGCUGGUAGAAGUGGUUGGAAAUGGAACAUAUGGGCAAGUCUACAAGGGUCGACAUGUGAAGACAGGACAGCUGGCUGCUAUCAAGGUCAUGGACGUGACAGAGGAAGAAGAAGAGGAAAUCAAAUUAGAGAUUAAUAUGUUGAAGACAUAUUCUCAUCAUAGGAAUAUAGCUACAUACUAUGGUGCCUUUGUGAAGAAGAGUCGUGCAGGUCAGGAUGACCAGCUCUGGCUGGUGAUGGAGUACUGUGGGGCGGGCUCAGUCACUGACCUAGUGAAGAAGACUAAAGGGAACAGCCUAAAGGAGGACUGGAUCGCCUACAUCUGCAGGGAGGUCCUCCGAGGCCUGUCUCACCUCCACUCACACCACGUCAUUCACCGUGACAUCAAAGGCCAGAACGUGUUGCUAACUGAGAAUGCGGAGGUCAAGCUGGUUGACUUUGGGGUGAGUGCUCAGCUGGACAGGACGAUAGGGAGGAGGAACACCUUUAUUGGGACUCCGUACUGGAUGGCCCCUGAGGUCAUUGCCUGUGACGAGAACCCAGACUCAACCUACGACUACAGGAGUGACCUGUGGUCUCUGGGAAUCACAGCUCUGGAGAUGGCUGAAGGAGCACCACCCUUGUGUGACAUGCAUCCCAUGAGAGCCCUGUUCCUCAUUCCUCGCAACCUGCCCCCCAAACUCAAAUCAAAGAAAUGGUCCAAGAAGUUAAUGACCUUUGUGGAGAGCUGUCUGGUGAAGAACUACCUCCAUCGUCCCACUACAGAAACCCUCCUAAGGCACUCGUUCAUCAAAGACCUGCCCAACGAACGGCAGGUCCGCAUCAUGCUCAAAGACCACCUGGACAGAACCAGGAAAAAGAGAGAUAAAGAGAGCCCAGAGUAUGAAUACAGCGGCAGUGAGGAUGAGGAGGAGGAGAUUAACGAAGAGGAAGGUGAACCCAGCUCCAUAGUGAACCUGCCGGGGGAGUCCACUCUGAGAAGAGAGUUCCUGCGUCUGCAGCAGGAGAACAAGAACUGGUCAGAAGCCCAGCGACAGCAGCAGGUCCUGCAGCAGCAGCUCCGGGAACAGGAGAGUUACAAACAGCAGCUGCUGGCCGAGAGGCAGAAGAGGAUCCACCAGCAGAAGGAGCAGCGCAGGAGGCUGGAGGACCAACAGAGGAAGCAGCUGCAGGAUUCUGGGUUCCAAUGGCCAGAACUACAGGAGAUGCUAUGGAGGGAGGAGACUGAAGCUAAUGACAGAGGUCUAUUGGAUGAAAGGAACAAGAGAAGUGACAAGAGACGGGUGGAGGAUCGUGGCAGACAGCGGGUUGAUGUCGGAGGAAGGCCUGCAGGUCCUGUAGCUGAACAGAGGAGGACCGAGCCUCCACCUCCACAGCCUCAUCCUCAGCAGCAGCCCCAGCAGCAGCAGAGUAAAAAGUUCCACCGCACGCUGCCCAAAGACCAGACGCAGCUGCUUUCACUUCAGCACGACCACAGGCACAAAAAGAGGGAGCCCCACAAGGCUGCUAGCGCCACGCAUAACUGCCCCGCAAAUAGCCAGCGCAAAGUGAUGGAGAUGGACAGGGUGAAGGUUUCUGACAGCUGUCAGGCCAACCUGAACAGAGUGCUGACUGGGAUGCCCCUCCCCCUGCGUGUCCAUACCAGACUGAGCUCUGGGAGCAGCUCCAGCCCCUGUACCCCUGCCACGCAGAGGGCUGCCAUACAACAGAAUGCCAAUCUUGGCUCCAGUCGAGACACCCUUCACAGCAGCUCUAUGUCUGACAUGGCCACCACUCCCAUGUCUCCUACGUUUGAUGAUGCCUUCUGGGACUUCCCAAGCUCUGUGGAGCACCCACCAAAGGUUCCGGAGCGUACAACAUCCAAAUCAUAUUGCAAAGAGCUGAUGAAUCAUCACCGGACAGGGUUGAGUGGGGCCCCUCAGUCUCCUGCGGAGAAGGGUGGGAAGUCCAUGUCCUCUCAUGGCAGCUCCAGUAGCAGCUCCCAGUCAGGUUACUUCAAGCUGGAGAGCCCUCUGCUGCAGAGCCGUCUUCAGCAGUACAAGAAGUCCAAAGAGAAUUCUCCUGGAGCCCUUCUUCAGCAACAUGGUUUCGGCCACUUCUCUGGGCUUACGUCUAAUCUCAGUCCGUUUGUCAAGGCAACAGAGUACUCCUCUUCUAGCGAUGAAGUUGGGAGUAGUGAUGAUGAUGAGAAAACCCGGUCUCCGUUGAAUGGGAAAGGAAUGUUCUUCCGUGGAGCCCCUGAUGGGAUUGUCCUGCAGCCCCACCAUAAUCUUAACCAGACCCCGCAGAGCAGUGUGGCAUCAGGCCUUAAGAGUGGCCAGCCACUACACAGGCUCAUUGCUAUAGGAUCAGAAUGCAAUGAGAAUUACCUUCUCCCUGAUCUCCUGCAGAAGAGCCUGGCCCAUGAGCCCAUGGCGCAGCACGGCCCACAUGACGUCAUCUACCCCCAGUCUCCGAACAGACGAGGACCACAUUCUGACAAACCUGUAAACUGUCCUCCAGGGAAAAGCAUCUCGUCCUCCUCCUUCACUCCCUUCAUAGACCCCAGGCUGCUGCAGAUCUCUCCCCCUCAGAGCCCAGUGGGCCACAGUCCCACCAGUGGCAGGCCACCUGCUAAUCAGGACCCAAUCAGGAGAGAGGGCCACAGAAAGGGCUCCGUGGUCAAUGUGAACCCCACCAACAUCAGACCCCAGAGUGAUACCCCCGAGAUCCGCAAGUACAAGAAGAAGUUCAACACCGAGAUCCUCUGUGCUGGCCUGUGGGGUGUGAACCUGCUGGUGGGGACAGAGAAUGGUCUGUGGCUGCUGGACAGGAGCGGUCAGGGGAAGGUCUACUCUCUGAUCAGCAGGAGACGCUUCCAACAGAUGGACGUUCUGGAGGGCCUCAACGUGCUCAUCACCAUCUCAGGUAAAAAGAACAAGCUGAGGUUGUACUACCUGUCUUGGCUGCGGAACAAGAUCCUUCGGAAUGACCCAGAGGUGGAGAAGAGGCAGGGCUGGACCUCUGUAGGGGACCUGGAAGGAUGUGUGCACUACAAAGUCGUUCGAUAUGAGAAGAUUAAGUUCCUGGUGAUUGCCUUGAAGAAUGCUGUGGAGGUGUACGCAUGGGCUCCCAAACCUUACCAUAAGUUUAUGGCUUUCAAGUCGUUCGGCUCGCUCCCCCAGAGGCCUCUGUCCGUGGACCUGACCGUGGAGGAUGGACAGAGACUUAAGGUCAUCUACGGCUCCCUGUCGGGCUUCCACGCCAUCGACGUUGACUCGGGGACGCCCUAUGACCUCUACCUGCCCACGCAUAUCCAAGGUGUGAUCCGGCCUCAUGCCAUCAUCAUCCUACCCAACAGCAGUGGCAUGGAGGUGCUGGUGUGUUAUGAGGACGAGGGGGUUUACAUAGACACCUACGGACGCAUCACCAAGGAGACAGUGCUGCAGUGGGGAGAGAUGCCUGCAUCUGUUGCCUACCUGCAGUCCAACCAGGUGAUGGGCUGGGGAGACAAAGCCAUCGAGCUGAGGUCAGCUAACACAGGCAACCUGGAGGGAGUCUUCAUGCACAAGAAGGCCCAGAAACUCAAGUUUCUUUGUGAGAGGAAUGACAAGGUGUUCUUUGCCACGGUGCAGUCUGGGGGCUGCAGCCAGAUCUACUUCAUGACACUGGGCCAAAACUCCCUGUUCAACUGUAGUGUUUAGGAAGAAGAAAUCAAAGGAAGAAGAAAAGGAUCAUUAUGUUGGCCUUGUGCUGUGUAGAGUCUUUUUGGACGUAAGUGGCUGUACAUAUUAUUUGCACUGUUUUAUAUAUAUUUUAUAUCCACUGGUCAUCGCUACAGUUGAAUGGGGUUUCAAAUUAUCUAGCCCUUUGCACUACGACCACUUUGGUAAAUGUUCGCUCUACAAUGCUUUAUUGUCACAGUCUUAUACAUUUGAAGUAAUUUAUUUUCAACAUUAAAUGGUAAAUGUUCGAUAUACAAUGCUUUAUUGUCACAGUGUAAUACAUUUGAAGUCCUUUAUUUUCAACAUUAAACAGAGAUUGCAUUUGAUUUAGAUAAAGUUAAAUCGUCUAUUUGAUAUGCCAUGAUCUAAAAAAUGAUGUGAAAACAGCGAUAGGCUUUCAACUCUUAAGAUUGUCAAACAUAUGUGAACCACCACAUGGACUCGGUCCUAUGUAGCCAAAUUUGAAAUUGUUUUUUACAUUGGAUAAAAGUAGAAACUCAGAGCUAUAAAAUGAUAUAUAAUACACUGCAGUUGAGGAACAAUGGGAAAGUCAUUUUGCUUUGAAUUGUAACCCCACUUUUGAGAAAAUGACCCUUGAUAUUUUUGGUGUACCGACUGGAGAGCUCUUCUUUGUCUACACCCAUUCAGCAUCGUUCACACCCUGUUAAGCCCUGUUAGCCCCGCCCAUUUCUUUAACGAUUCACUUGUGAGUCCAUGUGCACAGCAGAGUGUGUAGUUUAGUAAACAACCAAAGAUUUCAAGACUAAAAGUGGUAAAAGUAGAAGCCUACAUGGUGCAGGUCAUGUUCUUCUUCACAUUACUGUCUCUGGUAAACACACACUAUAUCUAAUAAAAUCUCAGUUUAUGUGUCACAUGAACAGGAUACAGAAGGUGUAAACAGCACAGUGAAAUGGUUACUUGCAUAUUUGCACAGUAGCAAUAUCAAAAACAAUGUGUCCAGAUAAUUGUUAGAGGAUGCUUACCCAGACACACUUGUUUAAAUUGAUGGGUCAGGUGAAAGAAAUGCUAUAACCACCCCCCAGCCACAUCUAGAUAAGUGGAUGAGUCACUAUUGUCUAGACAUGUACACAUGUUCAUGAAAUACAAAAGAUGGCCAUAAUCACCCCCAUACCUGUCUAACUUGAUGGGUCUUGUAAUCAUCUGGCAAAGUGGAGUCUUUUGUUUAGACAUGUAGCUAGCUAGCUAGCUAAACAAUGAACCGGAUUAAUCUCAACUCAUACUACUACCAAUACAAACUGAUUGUUAUAGCUGUAGUAUGAAUAUGCAGGUAUUUAAAGCUAACCAACUAGGUUCAAUGUUAGCUAGCUAGCUAACAUUGGGCUAUAACUAGCAACGCAAAUGGCUUUCUGAUUCGAAAAAUAUUACUACACAGAUAGGUUCAAUGUUCGCUAGCUAGCUAACAGUACACUUUAACUUGCAAAAAAAACAAACUUUCUGACAAAAUUAGAAACGUAUAAUAUCUGAAAAUGUAGCUAGACUCUUACCCGUAUAUAUGGAUGAACGCUUCACGGCAGACUGGAACCAUUUAACUUACUUUUGUAGCUACAGUACAUCUUGUUUGGCCAGCAUUGUGUAAAGUCACUCCGGUUCACACUGACCGUGGCGUGUGCAGAAAAUAGCCCAUCAUAAUGUUUUCCAACUGAUCGGUCCAUAGCGCCUGCUAAAUUCAGGGCAUCAAUUUUGUUGAGAAAAGUAGCAAAACUUUUGUAGUUCUCGAUGGCUAACGUUAUAUCUUUCAAAAAAUCUGCAGUAGAAAAGAUUAUCAACACAUACUGAGCAGCUCACAUUAUAGACAGAAGCAUCCUACAUGGCAGACCAAUCCAAACUCAUCUCCCGGCAUCUCCAGCCCAUCCAUUAUCUCAGCAAAUCAUGGCUAACAGGAAUGUUCCUGUCUUUUUCCAGGGCUAAACCAACUAGGCUGAUAAUUUAACAAUUUUAUUCGUAUUUACAGAUGGAAUACCAGUUUGUUAUUCAGGCACAUGAAAGUUUACAUGUUCCAGAAGGCAUUUAUGUUAAAAAAAAAAGUAAAAAAAAAAAAAAGGAAGCAUUUUGAUUAAAAAAAUGAAUUCAUUGAAAUGCCUCUCCUGUGAAGUAGUGACAUGCAACAUACGCCUAGCUUCCUGAAAUGGGUCACAUAUACUCUUUUGUAGAAAAUGUUUGGUUAAUGAACAUUGAAAUGUGCCACAAUUGUGAAAUGUUAACUCAAAUCAAUUGCAUUUGAAUCCAGUUGUUAUUUGCUUUUCCUUCCCCCAAUAUGCUAAAUGUUUUGCCAUCAUUAGAGAUCUAGUUUGGGCAGUUAUUUUAUGUUUAUGAUAUAAAUACUGCAGCUGGUUCUGUGAGCAUAUUGUCAACUGAAAAUGAACUUUUUCAAGACACAAUUUGAUAUGAUGUUGUAUUCUUCUGUGAGAAUUCACUCUUGAAGUGUAUUCAACUGACAAUAUAUUUAGGUUAGAAGGGAAUAGCCAAUAAGGUAAUCAGUUUCACAUAGCAUUUUCAAGUAUAUUUACCCUAUAAUGAUUAGGUUUCCAAGAACUGAUGCUUUCACUAUCAUUGGUCUAAUCAUUGGUCUAAGUAUUUUAGAAAAUAGUAUGAGCACUCAGUUGAUAUCUCAUUCAUUUGACAUGUAUGAUGGAAAUUGUAUCAUUUGUCAGAUUUUGAAUAAGGGAUUCAAUGGGUAGAGUUAAACACAUUUUUGUAAUUAACUUCAACUUUUUUUAAAUGCCCAAAUAGAACUUGUGACAGUGAGUCAAUAUGAUUACAUCUCCAUUUGUAAAAAGUUGGUGAUUAUAUCUAUAGACAAAAAGGGGGAUUUUAAGCAGAAUUUGUCAUGUCUGACAUGUUACUGAGUUAGAUAAUACUUUACCAACAGACAUUUGUUUUGCAGUUGAGGAUUGUGAGUCAUAUCACUCUCUGUAAUUUCUCCCCCUAUCCACUCCCAUACCUCAUGAAGUGCUCUUGUGUGAGAUCAUUGUCCUCUUGAGAGCUUUGUACUGUAGGAAGGACUGAGGAAGUUGGUGAUGGUUUGUGUCAGGUGUGCAUCGUGUAGCUGUGAAGAGUCCUCUCUGCUUUAUAUGAUGCAGAGCAAAUUUAGUUUUUGUUCUUGGGGAAUUCGAGUUAGAAGACAAAAUCAUUCUGAAAGGAUUUCAAUUUUGAGGUUUUCCCCAACAAAAUAUAUCUAUUUUAGUGUCAAAAACGUAAUGAUAAAGGUUGACCAAAUUAUAUUGAUAAAUAUCCACAACAUAUAUUGUUUCGUUACCUGUUCUUUUCCCAUUUUGUUUUUGAAAUUGUAUUGAAAAAUUAUGUUUAUUUUAUUUUGUCCUUUGUUUUGUCUUAGUUUUGCUUUAUUUUUGCACUGGAACUUUCGUAUCAUUUGUACAGCAUGUACUGUAUACCCAACCGGUGAAAUGAAUUAGUAACACUAAUUGAGGUGUUAUUAUGUAAAAAUACUGUUGAACAAUAAAAUACGUUGUAUACAA
Oncorhynchus mykiss (rainbow trout) is the source of this 7461-nucleotide messenger RNA. RefSeq names its product mitogen-activated protein kinase kinase kinase kinase 4. Gene Ontology annotation, cellular component: cytosol. NCBI's taxonomy places the organism in Eukaryota, Metazoa, Chordata, Actinopteri, Salmoniformes, Salmonidae. Gene Ontology annotation, biological process: protein phosphorylation. The record is from RefSeq and is a predicted model, not a curated record. Gene Ontology annotation, molecular function: protein kinase activity; ATP binding.